AAAGGAUGAAUCUUGUUCUUAUGCUAAUAAACUAACUCUUUCUUGUUUUAGUCUUUUAUCUCCUUUCAUGCAGAACAUUGAGGAUGAACUUUGUGUAAAGGAUGAUGACAGCUCACUUGAAGAAGACAAUCUCAUGGGUCAAGGUUUUAAAGUGUGGGAUAACCCAUUGUGGGAUGAUACUAAACAUGAGUUUACUGUACAUUUUUGUCCACUUUGGGAUUCCAAUGAAGGAAGCAAAGGUGAUGAAGUUUCCAAUGAAGACAUUGAGACACAUGAAGCUUUUGGUGCCGUAGAUAUUGAGAAAGUUGAGCUAGGUGCAGAAUGUAGUAGCUCAAGUGUGGAAAAGGACAAGUGCUCACAUGUUUUCAACUUCACAAUAUCUUUAUCUUGUUUUCUAGAUCCUUAUUUGCAGGUUCAUUCCAAGCCACUUCACAAGAAAAUAACUUUUGAUCCAUAUCAUGACCAUGGUAUAUUGAAUGGUCAAUGUCAAGAUUCGCGGACGAAUCUUCUUUAAGAGGGGGAGAAUGAUAGCAACCAUGGAGGCUCAAAUGCAUUAAGGAGCAAAAAAGGUCACCACCAAGAUUCGGGACGAAUCUUCUAUAAGAGGGGGAGAAUGAUAGCAACCAAGGAAGCUUAAUUUUCGUUGAAGACUAAAAAAUAUCAAGAUGCUUUAAUGGGCUUCAUUUGGUAAUGACAUGUCAUGUAAUGGAGGAAUAGCUCCAGCCCAAAGGAGAUCUUUAGGGAAAGUCUUAAUACUAAUUGGAGGCCCCAAUUGAAAACCAAGAUGAGUUGGAUUAUGGCCCAAAACAUGCCCAAAGAAGGAACAAGUUGAGCAGCCCAUACUUGUGUUUCUAGAAGAUCAUUUAAUGUUAUGUUGACUACAUUUAAUGUUUUUAUUGAACAAAGUGUUGGUGGUCUUCUAUGCACAUUGGAACAAAUGUUUGGUGGUCUUCUAUGCACAUUGGAACAAAUGUUGGUGGUCUUCUAUGCACUUUGGAACAAAGAAUUGGUGGUCUUCUAUGCAGCUUGGAAAUUGCACCUUAAUUAAUUUGGUUUGACCAACUUUAAUGUCUAGAAUGUUCUUUAUUUUAUUUAGGGUGGCAGCCACCAUUUCUCCUAUAUAAAGGGGUGUUUUCUUAUUCAUUGUAACUAAGUUUGAAUAUUAAUAAUAUUAGCCUUGUGCUUGUGGAGACCUUUGAGGUUCUCUUUUGGGUUAUGCCC
This is a messenger RNA of Lycium barbarum (goji berry), 1221 nucleotides long. RefSeq lists its product as uncharacterized. NCBI's taxonomy places the organism in Eukaryota, Viridiplantae, Streptophyta, Magnoliopsida, Solanales, Solanaceae. Bases 68 to 514 code for a protein of 148 amino acids. The record is from RefSeq and is a predicted model, not a curated record. The transcript has 2 exons.